This is a messenger RNA of Triplophysa rosa, 1488 nucleotides long. RefSeq names its product ankyrin repeat and SOCS box containing 5b (gene asb5b). NCBI's taxonomy places the organism in Eukaryota, Metazoa, Chordata, Actinopteri, Cypriniformes, Nemacheilidae. The transcript has 7 exons. Gene Ontology annotation, molecular function: protein binding. Bases 68 to 1018 code for a protein of 316 amino acids. Gene Ontology annotation, biological process: protein ubiquitination; intracellular signal transduction; positive regulation of protein catabolic process. The record is from RefSeq and is a predicted model, not a curated record.
AGCCAAUCGGAGAGAGGCAGUGGCUCCCUGUGCACAGAGGACAUACAGUACUGUAGCUCAUGCAAACAUGCCUGAAGUUCCCUGCAGGGACCCCGAGUGCUCAGAAAAUACUCCAAAGAAAAGAAAGCGAGAGGACAUCGACGGGUUUUCCCCCAAAAAGAAAUCGCGCUGGGGUAUUUUGACCAGUCAAGGUUCAUGGGCGGAUCGAUCCCCACUCCACGAAGCUGCGUGUCAGGGUCGACUACUGGCACUUAAGACCCUUCUCUCACAGGUUUACACACAAUACUUUCAGCAGUUUAAAUUGGGUUACAAUGCAAAUAUCAUCACCAUUGAUCAUGUGACUCCACUGCACGAAGCUUGUCUCGGAGAUCAUGUAGCGUGUUCCAGGGCUCUCAUAGAGGCCGGUGCCAAUGUAAAUGCCACCACCAUUGAUGGCGUGACCCCGCUGUUCAACGCCUGCUCAGCAGGAAGUGUCACUUGCACUGGAGUACUAUUGGAACAUGGAGCAAAACCACAGGCGGAAGCAUGCCAACCUUCACCUAUUCAUGAGGCCUCCAGCAAAGGCAGGGCAGCAUGUGUGGAGGCUCUCAUCUCAUGGGGAGCGGAUGUAGAUUAUGACAUCCCUCAUUUAGGAACGCCGCUCUACAUUGCCUGUAUCUCCCGGGAACUCCAGUGUACACAGAAACUUCUGGACGGAGGUGCCAAUGUACAGAAGGGCCGUUUUUUGGAAACACCCCUUCACGCCGCAGCACAGAAGGACUGCCCAGAAAUUGUAAGAGUGCUACUAGACUUUGGAGCUAACAUCAACGCUCGCAACGUGGAGCUACAGAGGCCGGUGGAGACAGCGCCACCCAGCAGUACAGCAGAGAGCAUGCUUCUGCUUUAUGAGGCCACACCGAGGUCUCUGUGUCAGUUGUGUAGACUAAGCAUUCGAAACUACAUGGGCCAAUCCAGACUGCAUCUGAUCACUCAUCUCAAACUUCCUAAUCUUCUGAAGAGUUUCCUUCAGUACAGAUAGACCUCUACCUCUCCACAAAACCCUCCCACUAUUUCUCUCUAUUUUCUUAUAUUAAGUGCAUGACUAUAUGUCAAUGAUAGGUCACCUAACUUGCCACACUUGCCAUUUAUUUAACCUCAGUUAAGUAAAAAAACAGAUAUAUUUUUGUGCAACUGAUAAACAUUAGUUCUAUUUUGGUUAAUGAAAUCUUUACAAUAUGUGCAUCAAUGUUACCUGCAUGUCUUUGUCUACUAUGAUACCAUUUUACCUGGAAAUGGAAUUGCUACUGUUAUGCCUCGAUGUGCAAUGCAAGCAAUAUGCAGAAUGCACAAAAAUGAUGCUGUUUUGGUUUUUACAGUAUCCUGUUGAUCCUAUAACACUAUAACAAAGAAUUGUCUGAAUAAGAUUGUCACUAAACAUUUUUGCCCAAACACAUCAUGGUAAGAAACAUAACAAAUAAAUGCAAAUAUUUAAAACUUGAUGGCUUUGCU